Molecule: messenger RNA, 2677 nt
Organism: Poecilia latipinna (sailfin molly)
Lineage: Eukaryota; Metazoa; Chordata; Actinopteri; Cyprinodontiformes; Poeciliidae
Gene: srek1
Product: splicing regulatory glutamine/lysine-rich protein 1
Exons: 11
Coding region: 611-1768 (385 amino acids)
Cellular component (GO): nucleoplasm
Molecular function (GO): RNA binding
Source: RefSeq, a predicted model, not a curated record
AGACUGGCCCAGCUGUUACACUACACUAGCCUGAGUCAGGCAUUGUUUUCCAAGCCACUAUCCCCGAUCGGGCCAACGCAGCCUUCAAGGGGGGGAUGUGACCCGGAGAAUAGCCCGCAGAACCUUCCAAGAUGGACACCUUGUCUCUUUUUUUUUUUUUUUUUUUUUUUUUUGUUUUUUUACUUUUUUUUUAUUUUGUUUUCGGUUUGUUUCCUUUUCAUACUAUCCCAUGUUGUCCACUCUCUACUGUCUCUAUCUAGAAACUUGCAGGUUGUGUUUAUAUUUGUUAUUUUUUUGUUUGUUAUUUUGAUUAUUGUCCAACCCCCCCAACCCCCUCUCUCUUUCCGCUACAGCUGGAGCUUGUGUGUGGUUGAAUUCAGUCCAGGUUGCUACGGCACACCGGUGGGAUGUGUGCCACACAAAAGAUGCUAUGAGGAUCACUAACUCUUUUGUUCUCUUGUCUCCUACGUCUGUUGACGUAGUGAAGGGCUAGUCUGUGUGGAAAAUGAUGCAGCCAUUGGGGGUUGUCUUGUGUUGCACACCUUUCCAACACUGCGAAACGAUCGCCCCCCACUCCCCCCCGCGGAAAAGCGCCCAUGCUUGAUAUCGUAUGGUUCAUGACCAAUAUGUUUCCAGUACAGGGAAGAUCCCAGAGGAGGCCAAGGCUCUGUCGCUGUUGGCACCUGCCGCCCCGGUACCUAGUCUGAUUCCAGGCGGAGGACUGCUGCCGAUUCCCACUCCGGCUCCACUUCAGAACCUGAACCUUCCUCUGGUGAAUCGGAUCACAGCGAGCCUCGACCCCACAGCCUCUGUGCUGUCUCAGCCUCCCCUCAUCGGCAAUGUUGACCCGACGAAAAUCGAUGAGAUUAGGAGGACGGUAUACGUUGGAAACCUAAACUCACAGACCACCACUGCAGAGCAGCUGCUGGAGUUUUUCAAGCAGGUGGGAGACGUGAAGUUUGUCCGGAUGGCCGGAGACGAGACUCAGCCGACCCGCUUCGCCUUCGUAGAGUUUGUGGAGCAGGACUCCGUGGCCAGAGCCCUCACUUUAAACGGAGUCAUGUUUGGAGACAGACCCCUGAAGGUCAAUCAUUCCAAUAACGCCAUAGUAAAGCCCCCUGAGAUGACGCCUCAGGCUGCUGCUAAGGAGCUGGAAAGUGUGAUGAAGAGGGUGAGGGAGGCCCAGUCCACCAUUGCUGCUGCCAUAGAGCCAGAGACAAAGCAGCGUUCGUCCAGCCGCUCCCAAAGGUCACGGCGGUCCCGUUCCCAGACGCGCUCUCGUUCCCACUCGAGAUCACGGAGGAAAAGGUCUCGCUCCAAACACAGACCAACACCAAGAUCUUUUCCUGGCGGUGACGCCCACAGUUCGAGGAGCGGCCACAAGAGGCGCUCUCGGUCCAGAGACAGGAGACACGCCAGGAGUCGCUCCAGAGGCCACAAAAGGAGGAGCAAGGAUCGGUCCAGAAGCCCUCGGAGGAAAGCGAGGUCACCUUCACCAAAACGAAGUAAACGGGAGAAGAAGAGGGAGCGCAGCAGAGACAGGAAGGAGCGUUCCUUGUCCAGGAAGAGAAGCCGCAAAGACGAGGAGCGGAUAAAGAGCAAAUCCAAGACAACCAAGCAGGACUACAAAAGGGAAGAAAAGGCGGCGUACGGGAGCGACAGGGAAGGCUCAGCCACUCCGACAUCAUCACCGCGCGCCCAGCACAACGGCAGCUACAAAACUCACAGAGAGGAGGCCGCGUUUCUGGGCCGCAACGCCACCAAGUGAACAGUCGCCGUUUGCGUCUCCCUCGUCCCGCCGCGCGCGUCAUCUCCCACCACCUGUCGCCUCAUCACGAGUUUCUUCCGUUUUGCGUUACGAACUCCCGCUGCAAACCCGAGGAUUCUGACGUCGAGCUCAUUUUCCGGCCCGGAGGACAGGAGAGACGGUGCUUCGACACAACCUUCCAGGAUAAAAGCACGUCAGCGUCAUCCCGACGGCGGCGCUUGUUUCAAAGCGGCUCCGACGGACGACGCGAUGUCGCAGAAAGAAAAUCAAAAGCUGCUGAGAUCGACCAGCGCGUGUGGAAACCUGGAGCCAACCGAAGAGGCGAUCGGGGCUGCGGUCAACGUUAUUUGGUAAAACUCUGGAUUUUAUCUGUAAGCUUCAUUAAUGCCUCUCAGACUGGCAGUGUUUAGUCAUGCUCCGGUACAUCAACCCUUUCCUCUAAAUAAAUUCCUCCUCAGUAACAGAUUAAAAAUACUAAUUAUGAAAAUAGGAAACGUGAUCUAAUUCUUUUUAUAAAAGCCGACAUUUGGUUAGAAACAGUGUUGCCCCGGUAACAGCGAUGGCUGGAACUCAUCUAGUUUCCGAAUCGUUUUUUCUUUCCAUGUUUACAAAAAUCCAAACUGCUAUUUUUUUUUUCAAAGUAUUAAAAGAAAAAAAAUAAAAACUAGUAGUCUUCUUUCAGCUAGCUGACUGGCAGUGUACAGGACUAUCACUCUAAGCUCCAAACACUGUUAGGAAACUUUGAGCGGUGAUAUUUGAAAGCCAUUUUGUUCCUUGGUGGCAGUCACCAGCCUGUGCUUACUUCUCAAAACCACAUGUGCAGCAGGAAUCUGCUUAAGUCAUAAAAACUGUAUAUUGACUAUUGUCUUAAUUAUUUAUUUAGUCAAUAAAUGUGAGUGGGAUCAUAAA